Molecule: messenger RNA, 2353 nt
Organism: Misgurnus anguillicaudatus (oriental weatherfish)
Lineage: Eukaryota; Metazoa; Chordata; Actinopteri; Cypriniformes; Cobitidae
Gene: slc16a2
Product: solute carrier family 16 member 2
Biological process (GO): transmembrane transport
Molecular function (GO): thyroid hormone transmembrane transporter activity
Source: RefSeq, a predicted model, not a curated record
CUUGUAACAGGAUUUGGGUUUUAUCGAUCGGAUUAUGACUGAUCAUCCGCGCAAAGCUCCGUCCACGCGCGUCAAAGAUUGUUUGGUGUUUAGUUGGCUUGAAGUUUAAGAUCGCUGAAAACUCUAACAGACAUUUUUCAUUUGCUCGCGCGCAUAUGAUAAAAUAGUUUGUUUAUUUUUGGAAGUAAGACAUUUGCAUCCACUUUAAAAAGGAUGCACCCAGAAAGCAAUGAUAAAACUGUAGAAGGAGGCAGCGGGACCCCUGUUCCGGAGGUACAAGAGACGGGACACGCCGUCCUGCCCUCUUCCUCUGCAACAAUGCAAAACCCAGAGAACAAAGAGGAAUAUGAGGAAUCGGAGCAUAAAAUUGUCCCGGAGGACAGCACGGUUCAGCUGAUACAGACCGACUGCCCUGACAAGCGUCCGGCGACGCCGCCCGGCGCGCAACCGGGACGCGGGUUUAAUCCGCCCGAGGGAGGGUUCGGAUGGGUCGUGGUGUUCGCAGCAACCUGGUGCAACGGCUCGAUAUUUGGCAUACAGAACUCGUUUGGUAUUCUGCACGCGAUGUUGGCGAAUGAGCACGAGAAUUCCACGGUUCAUACGGAUCAUACGUCCCAGUUGUCCCAGUUUAAAGUGGCGUGGGUCGGAGCUCUGGCGAUGGGAAUGAUAUUUUUCUGCUCUCCUGUGGUCAGUAUGUUUACUGAUCAUUUUGGCUGUCGGAAGACGGCUGUCUGUGGAGCAUUCGUGGCUUUCCUUGGUCUGCUCGCCAGCUCAUUCGCAAACACGCUGGCUCUUCGAUACUUCACAUAUGGAAUACUGUUCGGCUGUGGAUCCUCAUUUGCGUUUCAGCCGUCUCUGGUGAUACUGGGGCAUUAUUUCCGAAAACGUCUGGGGCUGGCCAAUGGCGUCGUGACUGCAUGCAGCAGCCUCUUCUCCAUGGGUCUUCCCGUGCUGCUCGAGAAAGUGGUGGGACCGCUGGGCCUCUCCAGAACCUUCCAGACCCUCAGUCUCUUUAUGCUGGUUCAAACGCUGCUGGCUCUUACCUUCCGUCCACUCAUGCCGAGCGGGGUGUGUCCGAUGUCAGGGAUGGGGAUGGAAGGAGGCACAGCGUCCGGCUCAGAGUCGAUGAGCAGGUGGCAAAGGGCCCUGAUGAAAAUGAAAAAGUACUUUAACGUACGAGUGUUCAGAGUGCUGGCCUAUCGGCUGUGGGCAUUCGGCGUCGCCACGGCUGUCCUGGGAUACUUUGUGCCGUACGUACACCUGAUUAAAUUUGUAAAGGAGCAGUUUGGAGAAACUCAGAAAGAGUGGAUUCUGCUCGUAUGUAUCGGAGCUUCGUCUGGGGUCGGCCGACUACUUUUCGGAAAGAUUGGAGACCUCAUACCCGGAGUAAAGAAAAUCUACAUGCAGGUGGCCUCAUUCAUAAUCCUGGGUGUGAUGUCCAUGCUGAUACCUAAGUGUACAGCGAUUGAAGGUCUGGUUGUGGUUCUUGUAAUCAUGGGGCUUUGUGAUGGCUGUUUCAUCACUAUUAUGGCUCCCAUCGCCUUUGAGUUGGUAGGGCCCAUGCAGGCGUCUCAAGCCAUCGGUUAUCUACUCGGUCUAAUGGCCAUACCAAUGACAGCAGGACCACCUAUUGCAGGCCUUCUCCACGACCAUUUCAAGAACUACCACGUGGCAUUUUAUUUAGCCGGUGUUCCGCCGAUGGUCGGGGGCAUCGUGAUGUUUUUUGUGCCUCUGGUGCACCAGCGCAUGCAGAGACGGCGCAAAGACACACAUAACCCGAGUCUUGACAAGAUGCUAAAGACCUGCUCGAAUGGAGAAAUGCUGCCUGGAUACACAGACAUGGAAACACACAUAUAAAGCCCAAAGCCACACAAAGGUACACCUGAAGAAAUACACAGUCCGUAAUUUGGAGGGCUAGAUUAGAUUUUGCAUCCCUGAUUAUUAAUGUGGUCCCCGAUGUUUUUGAAAUACAAAUAAUGCCAAAUACAGCUUUUUGGACAGCCCGAAAGCUGAUGGAUGAAAUGGGAGUCACGGCGAACUGCUGUUUUCUUCUCUGUCUUUCCGUCCCUCUGCAGGGAUUCAUCUCACCAGCACCUGUGGUCUGUGUUUAUGUGACGUAUUUCCUUUUUGCUUUGCUCGAAUUAAACACAAAGUCUUGAGAUUCCCUCAUGCUCUUCUAUUCUGGGGAGAUCUGCUAAUCCAUCAGAGAACUUAAAAGCGUACACCUUCACUGCCGUUCCUCCGGUUAACCCAGAGAAGAACCUAAGCUUGUCGAUUUCCUCCAAGCAAAGAGGGAUUUAACAGCGGCCUCGUGUAGUUCUGGAGUGAAAACCUCAUAAAUUCAGGACAGAAA